GUCCUUCGCUGCCCUUCAUUCCGUCGAUCUGUCGUUGCUGGCCCGUGCCCACACCGACGCUCGCACCUCUCGAGAACCCAGCCAGCCGACCGAGUGAAUACAUCGUAUCGACAGCGACCCACCCGCAGCCCACAGCCCUGUGAACACAUCCCAUGUCCCACUACGAGUCCAGUGUCCCCAAGGCCAUCUCGGCGAACCCAAAGUAUCUCAAGUACCGCAGGCGGCUGCUGCACCCCAGAAAGAACACCGUUACCCCGGGUGUUCAGCUCUUCAUGCGCGGCUCCUAUGCGGUCAUGGCCGUCCUCGGCGUCUACAGUGUUCUCUGGAUGGACUGGGGAGAUGGCGAUCACUGCUUCCGUCCGAUCCGACGGUAUUUCGAGCAGAAGAAGCAAGAGUUUUUCUCGCUAUCACCAGACGACCAGGAAGAGCUGCGACAACAAGCCACAGCUCUCCACAGUCAAGGCAAGGCCUGAGCGGCGACUUUUCAGUCGGCCAAGUAUCCUCUGACUUCCCUCCAGCACCCUCACUACACCGGCCCUGCAGCGCCUGCGUCAUCAUCGAGCAGCACAUUUCCUCGGCUCAAUACAUCCAAUUGCACUCGUCAC
This is a messenger RNA of Polychytrium aggregatum, 605 nucleotides long. RefSeq lists its product as uncharacterized. Bases 153 to 473 code for a protein of 106 amino acids. Lineage: Eukaryota; Fungi; Chytridiomycota; Chytridiomycetes; Polychytriales. The transcript has 4 exons. The record is from RefSeq and is a predicted model, not a curated record.